Messenger RNA from Rotaria sp. Silwood2, 399 nucleotides. Lineage: Eukaryota; Metazoa; Rotifera; Eurotatoria; Philodinida; Philodinidae. The record is from the annotation of a GenBank genome assembly.
AUGAAACUCGUUCGAUUUCUAAUGAAAUUAACUCAUGAAAGUGUUACAAUAGCACUUAAAAAUGGUUCAAAUGUUUUUGGUACAGUCAUCGGUGUUGAUAUGUCAAUGAAUACACAUUUAAAAUCAGCUAAAUUAACACCAAAAAAUGGUGAACCAAUUUCAUUCGAUUUUAUUACUAUUCGAGGUAACAAUAUUCGAUAUUUUAUUUUGCCAGAUAGUCUUCCAUUAGAUACAUUACUUGUUGAUGAUACACCUAAAGCUAAAGCUAAACGUGAACGAACUGGUCCAACUGGUAUGGGAGCCAGAGGUCGUGGAAGAGGUCGUGGUCGUGGACGAGGUCGAGGAGGUGGCGGUGGAGGUAAUCGUGAAGGUGGUAGCUUCGGUGGUCGAAAUCGUUGA